AUGGAGGCUGGACACGUGUUUGUCGAAAAUGUCUGGGAUGUAAUGGCUGCAAACUUUCGAAUGGCGAGAUUGAUGAAUGUAGAAAUAUAUUCACGACUUCUGGAAACGUUUCGAGUUACUGAGACCAUCGGUUGUCGACCCGGUAUACCACCUAGGUCCUAUGGAGUUGAUAUUCUAAAUAGACGGUGCGACUGCAAGAGGUUCGAAACACUUCAUUAUCCAUGUGCGCAUGUCGCGGCAGUGUGUGCUAAAGUGAACCUUAAUGUUGAACAAUUUGUCGAUAAUGUGUACACGCUCGAGCGCACAUUGCGUGUCUGGGAAAAUGAGUUCCCCGUCCUGCCUGACCUGUCUACGUGGGAGGUGCCUCCGACGACUUUUGAGCUUGUCCCAGACAGAGGGAUACGCAGGAAUCCAAGAGGUCGUCCUCAAUUAUCUAGAAUUGUAACAGCCUGA
Messenger RNA from Gossypium raimondii (Peruvian cotton), 453 nucleotides. RefSeq lists its product as uncharacterized. The transcript has a single exon. The record is from RefSeq and is a predicted model, not a curated record. NCBI's taxonomy places the organism in Eukaryota, Viridiplantae, Streptophyta, Magnoliopsida, Malvales, Malvaceae. Gene Ontology annotation, molecular function: zinc ion binding. Bases 1 to 453 code for a protein of 150 amino acids.